Messenger RNA from Sphaerodactylus townsendi, 2814 nucleotides. It is a transcript of the gene SLC2A4, whose product is annotated as solute carrier family 2 member 4. Gene Ontology annotation, cellular component: membrane. Gene Ontology annotation, molecular function: hexose transmembrane transporter activity. The record is from RefSeq and is a predicted model, not a curated record. Lineage: Eukaryota; Metazoa; Chordata; Lepidosauria; Squamata; Sphaerodactylidae. Gene Ontology annotation, biological process: monosaccharide transmembrane transport; cellular response to insulin stimulus. The transcript has 12 exons. The coding region runs from base 396 to 1931 and encodes 511 amino acids.
CCCGCCCGGUCCCGCCGCGGGAGAACCGGCUGACCUCGGCCCCGACCGGCCAGAGGCGCCCUCGCUGGCUCCGGUUGCUGGACAGCGGCGCCCCCGAAGAAGAAGCCCUUGGAGCGACCCCUGGGCUCGAUCGCUCUUCUCUUCCCUUCCUCUGUUCUUUUCUGAGCCGCUUUCUUUCCUUCUCCCCCCUCCUUCCCUCCUUCUGCCUCCUUCCUCCCUUCCUGGGUCCAGCCGCCUUUCUUCCCUUCCCCCUUCCAAGCCAGAGGAGUCUGUCCUUCUAAGGAGCUCAUUUGCCCUCCAUUUGGGAUUUCUGGGUCCAGAAGAAAGCCAAGAGAUCUGCCCCUCCAGCACAGCCUUUGCCACCAGGAUUCGAAUCCGCCACCCGCCCGCCAGAGAUGCCGACUGGGUUCCAGCAGAUCAGCGGAGAGGAGGAGGACUUGGAGGAUCGUGGGAGCAAGCUGACCUCCACCUUGAUCUUGUCGGUGUUCACAGCCGUCUUGGGAUCCUUGCAGUUUGGAUAUAAUAUUGGUGUCAUUAAUGCCCCUCAGAAGAUCAUUGAACAGAGCUACAAUGCCACAUGGAUGGAGCGCCAGGGCGAGGAGGCGCCCACGCCCAUCGACCCUGGCACCCUCACCACACUCUGGUCCUUGUCCGUCGCCAUCUUCUCCAUCGGGGGCAUGAUCUCCUCCUUCAUGGUGGGCAUCGUCUCAGAAUGGCUGGGCAGGAAGAAGGCAAUGAUUGUCAACAACGGCCUGGCCUUCAUGGGCGGGGCACUGAUGGGUUUGGCGCAGGUCGGGAAGUCCUACGAGAUGAUGAUCGUGGGACGUUUCCUCAUUGGGAUGUUCUCAGGUUUCGCUUCCGGCCUCGUCCCCAUGUACGUGGGCGAAAUCUCCCCCACCAACCUGCGGGGGGCGCUGGGCACGCUGCACCAGCUGGCCAUCGUCACCGGGAUCCUGAUUGCCCAGGUGUUUGGCCUGAGUUCCCUCCUGGGCACCGACGUCUUGUGGCCCCUCCUGAUGGGCCUGACCGUGGUACCUUCGGCCCUCCAGCUGCUGCUCUUCCCCUUCUGCCCAGAGAGCCCUCGCUACCUCUACAUCAUCCGCAACAAGGAGUCCAAGGCCAAAGAAAGUCUCAAGAGGCUGACGGGCUGUGCGGACGUGAGCGCCGCCCUGAACGAGAUGAAGGAGGAGAAGCGGCGCAUGGACCUGGAGCGCAAGGUCUCCAUCCUGGAGCUCUUCCGCUCCCGCAUGUACCGCCAGCCCCUGCUGAUAGCCGUGGUGUUGCAGCUCUCCCAGCAGCUGUCCGGCAUCAAUGCUAUAUUCUAUUACUCGACCGACAUCUUCACGAAGGCCGGGGUGGAGAGCCCUAUCUACGCCACCAUUGGAGCCGGAGCGAUCAACACGGUUUUCACCAUCAUUUCGCUGUUCUUGGUGGAGCGGGCGGGGAGACGCACGCUGCAUAUGCUGGGCCUGGCGGGAAUGUUUGUCUGCGCCAUCCUGAUGACUUUGGCCCUCGCCUUGCAGGAGAAAGUGCCCGCCAUGAGCUAUCUCAGCAUGGUGGCCAUCUUCGGCUUUGUGGCGUUCUUCGAGAUCGGGCCGGGGCCCAUCCCGUGGUUCAUCGUGGCCGAGCUCUUCAGCCAGGGGCCCCGCCCAGCCGCCAUGGCCGUGGCCGGAUUCGCCAACUGGACCUGCAACUUCAUCAUCGGCAUGAGCUUCCAGUCGAUCGCUGACGCCUGCGGCCCCUACGUCUUCCUCCUCUUUGCCGUCCUCCUCCUGAUCUUCUUGGGCUUCACCUUCCUCAAGGUGCCUGAGACGCGAGGGCGCACCUUCGAUCAGAUCGCUGCCACAUUCCGACGCACCCAGUCCUUGCUGGACCACGAGGUCAAGCAAUACACAGAGUUGGACGAACUGGGCCUGGAGAACCUCGAAUGAGCCGCAGGAGCGUGGCAGAAGUGGCCCACCCAGGGACGUGGGAGGGAAAGCCCGGCGCCGGUUAGCACUUUAUGGCAUCACAAGACGGAGAGUCCAACACACAGGCAGAGCGGACCCUCUAUCGCUUUAGGUUCGCCACCAUGGCUUUAGGUUAUUUUUAAAGACUUGUUACGUUUUAAGGCCUUGCAUUUUUUUAAAGGAAUUAAUUUAAUAAAACAGGACUGUUUAUUAUUUUUGGGGGCGUGGAUAGGAACACUGUGGCCUUUCUUUUACUUUUGGGCAGCCUUAGAAGUUUCAAUUUGAGGAGUCUCAAGAAGAUACUGGCUCUUUAUUGUCGCAAAAGAAAGUAUCCCCUGGGGACUCUAAGUAGGAGCCGCUCUUACGGCUUCUAGCAAGGCGUCUUCCCAUCUGGGAGCUGGACUACAUUAGCAUGGGAACAAAGAUCGAAGACACAGAGGAAUUUGGGACAUGGAGACCUUCCAUUAUUUAUAUGUGGAUUUUAGUUUUGUGGAACCUGGGCUGAUCCUUUCCUCUUUGUAAGCAGAGGUGUGGCUCAGCCCUAGAACCAAAGAAGUCAUCAAGCAAAGAGUACUCUGGAGCAUGUGCUGAGUGCCACCUCUUCACUGCUGAGAAAGCACAACCCCACCCAUGCCUGGGCUUUGUUUGGUGCCAGAGCUCGCAGGUUUGGGGCUUCGCCUCUCUCUUUUUUAAAAAAUGAAGCACUGAAGGAAUAAUCCAAAUGAGUGACGGAAACUUCUUCCAACGCUGAGCUCUGGAGCCUGAGGAAUGACAAGACAUUCUGGACAAAAGUGGCACGCAGCCACGGAGUCUGUGCUACAGUUGGUGCGGCUUCCACCAAGCAAUAAAUAGUCACCUUCCAGAA